Papilio machaon (common yellow swallowtail) is the source of this 1301-nucleotide messenger RNA. RefSeq lists its product as uncharacterized. Gene Ontology annotation, molecular function: ATPase activator activity. NCBI's taxonomy places the organism in Eukaryota, Metazoa, Arthropoda, Insecta, Lepidoptera, Papilionidae. The coding region runs from base 182 to 1156 and encodes 324 amino acids. Gene Ontology annotation, cellular component: membrane. The record is from RefSeq and is a predicted model, not a curated record. Gene Ontology annotation, biological process: membrane organization. The transcript is spliced from 6 exons.
UUGUAAACUUUAUUUACAUCUACAUUUAGAUUUAUCUACAGUUCCAUUUUACAUUCUAAAUUAAUAUACAAUAAUAACUAUUUAAAAAUAUAACUUAGUCGAAUUACGAUUUUUAAUCACUUAAACUAACUAGCAAAAACACAAAUUCAAUCCCAGUUAUUAUUGGGUUCAAGUAUUUAUAAUGGUGAGGUACGGAGUCCAGAAUAUCAACGAUAGAAUACCGAGAAGAGAAAGGAACCGAAUUAAUAGGUCCUCGUCGAUUGAUGAUGAUGAGGAUAUUGAUGAAGUUGAUAACAUUCAGAGCAGGUAUCUCCACCCUGUAGAAAUACGAAACCACAGUUCCAUUUCUGAUGAAUUUACUGAUGAUGACGAGAGAGAAAGAGAAAAUUCAUGUGACUCAUACAUAGAAGACUCCUUUGAGCCAUCCAAUAUUGAUGAGAAAGAGUCCAAAAAUAAUUCAGUUUUUAUCAUUGGAGCAGUUUUUGUUUGCAUUAUAGCAAUUACAUAUUUGCUCUAUUUCCACAGUGCUUCCAAUAUUGUUAGGCAAAAUCAAAAUAUAUAUGAUGAAAGUAAAUUUUAUAGUGAUAUAGGUUAUUUAGGUAAAAAAUACAAAGUCAACUACAACUCCAUACUGCAGAUACAAUCAGUUAUUUCCACAACAUUUCAGAAACAAGAUGUGGCGUCACUUAUAUUUACAUAUAAUAGUGAUAAUAAUAAUUUUAACCGAGCAAAUUUUAAUCAAUUUAUGAACGAUGUUGCCUUCAAUACAGCCAGAUAUCUUCGCAAUGACAGUAAUAUUCAUAACCAUGUUAUUGUGGAUAGCAAUAAACUUGAUAUGAAAGUCCAUAGUGAACUUAUUGAAAGGUAUAGAAAUGAUGUUACAAAGACUGGUGUUAUGUUAGUCACAGAUGUUGACGAAGUGCCGUCAUCACUUGCAAUGGCUUUCCAUUAUUAUUGUGACGAAUUUAAUCCUCUAGUCAAGAAAAGUGCUAUACUUUUCACUCUCAAUAUGGCAAAAUGUUCAGAACGCAAAAUAACACAUUCAAGUGUUGAAAAAUGCUUGGCAAAGAAAUGGACAAUCAUCCCUAAAGACAAUAUCGUCCCUUUGUUGACUAGAAUAGUUAAUGUUGUUAUUGAUGUUACAAAUGUUAUCUAAACAGUGAAUUGAAAUUAUUCACUUGAUUUUCCUUAUUCUACGAAAGCUAGGCAGUAUGGUCGAAAGACUAUAGCAUGCGCCAUGGACGGAAAAAAAAUUGGUUUUCCUUAAUGACAACAAAAUCUAAAUUAAAAAACUCCAUACA